This is a messenger RNA of Pelobates cultripes (western spadefoot toad), 26113 nucleotides long. Lineage: Eukaryota; Metazoa; Chordata; Amphibia; Anura; Pelobatidae. The record is from the annotation of a GenBank genome assembly.
GGCUGAACUGCACUAGUAAUUCUCUCUCCAGAGCGGCUGCAAAUGUAAUCUGGAGCAAUAAAUAAAAAAUAACCUACUCUGGGUAUUGUGAAAGGAAACAAGCAGAGGCUACAAGGAACUAUUUUACCAUGUUAUAAAAAUAAAUAGGAGGGUGGAGUUACAGAAUGACAGAGAAAACCACAACGGAUAAAUCAACCUGGAAAAAUAUUGAGUUUCUUUUAAAGCAUUGACGGCUGGAGGAGUGAGAAGUGUGUCUGGUAUCCCAAUGAUGGAGACAUAGCAGGAGGAGGAAUGAAAAGUAUCCAGAAAAAAAGUGGAAGGCAGAGACUUUCAGGAUUUCUCUUGCAUAUUAAAGCAGCAAGACUGAAUGCACCGUGAGGUAUGGAUUUAAAUAAGUAGGAAUUCCAGGCUUCAGACAAACUUGUUUGCGAAAUACUUAGCACCAUGACAUAAGGGUGGUGCCUUAGUCUAUCAGUGAUAUACCAUAAAAGCAAUAGACAGCUGAGGUUAAAUCGGUUCAUCCUUUAGUGGAAUUGAAGAAAAGCAUUUUGGAAGAAUAUACAUGUACGUACUUUUUUUCAAAUCUGAACAAAUUGGAUUGAUGUGGAUUGAACAAUUUUGGAAUUUAAAUGCCAACGCAAUAGAAGAGUCUCAUCUUUGACUGCAGAAUGACACGUACUAUCGUGUACCUGGGCAAUGCUUUAUGUGAUGAUAACUGGUAUUUCUGAAUUACUGGCUGGUUUCUAGAAAAACUGAAAUAUCCAGAUAAAUUGCUUUUAUUUUUUUAUAAUUUUUUUUUUUAUAUGGCUUAUUUUUUAGAAUACUUUUUCUUUUGCGAAUAAGCACAAUAGCUUUAUUUUUUGAGAUUUUCCCCCACAUUAUUUUCAAGGUUAAACUGAUUAUUUCAAAAUGUGUGCCAAUAUUGUAUACGAGUGGCUUAAAACUUUACAGCUUUCUCAGUACACGGAAUCUUUUGUGGAUAAUGGUUAUGAUGAUUUGGAGGUUUGCAAGCAGAUUGGUGACCCUGAUUUGGAUGCGAUUGGGGUAAUGAUCCCGCAGCACCGCAAAAAGAUACACGAUGCUGUCCAGAGACUAAGGGAAGAGGAGAAAGAAGCUGCAAAUGGAUUAUAUUUUACAUUGGAGCCACAGGUAGCCUCCCCUAUGCCUGACAUCUAUACCAGCCAUUUGGUGGAGCAGUAUGAAACCAAAGCCUGGAAAGAAGCUCAGGGACACAAACCGGUGCAAAGGAGUAACAAGACCGGACACCUUAGCAAAAACCUGGUUACUUAUCCAAAACUGAAAUUAAAGAUCAUGAUAAGGGAUAAACUAAUCCGGGAUGGAGUCAACCUCAGCAAGCCACCUUUCUCCAAAAAGGUAAGAAACAUGUAAAAAUUAAAAUGUUUCACAUGCCAAUAGCUGAAACCUUUGAAAGCAGGUUUGUGAGCAACACUGUUCUUGGGCAAUGCAAGAGUUACUGUUUUUUUCCCAGUCAUGCCUCCCUAAAUCACUUUGUGUAGAUAAUUGUUGCAUUAUCCCAUUGUACAGCGCUACGGAAUUUGCCGGCGCUAUAUAAAUAAUAAAAUGAUAAUAAUAAUUAUCUGUAAGGGCUUGUGGGGGCAGCAGUGAGUUAAUUUAUUUAACAAGAUCUUUUUAAUAAUGUAUUAUACUGUAUCUACUUUGUAUUUGACUCUAAAGAUUUGAUGACGAUAUAUAAUAUACUGUCUUAAUGGAAAUAGCAGCCAGGAAACAUUUCAAGGAUAGGCAGAGCUUCAGAAAGUGGUACCAGUUACAGUUGUACAACUGCAAUCUACAUACAAUAAACUUUCUAAGCUUAAGCUUUUAAGUUGAAUAAUGUUUGUGCUUUGUCUGUACAUUAAAUUUUACUUGAUUUUAGGCAAUAUCCCCUACUUGGCAAUACAAUUAGAAAAGCACCUCUCAAACAGGGUACACAAUAACAUUGCUCAUAUAUGUUGCAGUGCCAUUUUAUAGUCACACACUUCAUAUCAGAACUAUGCAAUCAAGGCUAUUUAACAGUAAACAAAAACCGCAACUCUCUACCUUUUGUAGUCUGGCAAAGGAUCAUGGGAGUUGUUGUUUAACUGGGAAGACUAAGCCAUAUCUUACACACUUGCAUGCUCAUUCACAAUCAUUGUUAAAUCUUUGAGGAUUUCUGAGGGCCCCAGGAGCACUGUAAAUUCAUCUUCUCUUCGUUAAUGCUCAGCAGGUCCGUUCUCCCUGAGCUUUGUGUUAUGCUAACAAUUUAAAUCUAAUUUGAAGAGUGAAUAUAAUUUGCCAUAGAGCUGGAUUUUGUUCUUAAGAGAUAUAUAUGUGUGUUAUCAUAGCAUAUCUAAAAUCAGUUCGAAACACGUCUGUCCUGAAAAUCUAUCUUGUUUUUUGGCAAAUAUUGAAAGGAAAACAUGUGAUGCGGAUCUGAUUUGCACGUGCUUUGUUUUAUAGCUCAUGCAAUGUAUUACUUUUUGGAGGGGGUAGCAUUAUUACAUUUUAACUGGAAGAUGUUUGUCGUGGUAAAGUGUUCAAGGCUACAAAUACAGAGCGUAUCUUAUUCUAACAAGGAUAUAAUAACAGUGGGAUUAUCAAAUGUGUCUUUUUUUGCAUUCCAAGGAUGUUUUCACUAAAGCGUACCAUGAAUUCUAAAUGUAUGUUAAGGAAUGCAUGCAUAUUUUGCAGCUUAGAAUAAAGCAGCACAACUUCACCCUGAAACAUUCAGAAAUUUUUUUUUUUUUCUUACAAACAUGGUUAUAGGGGUUGGGGUGGGGUUAAUGUCAAGAUAUGUUUUUUGAGUAAAAUAAUUCAACUGUACACAUUAUGUGUCUGCAAAUAAAAAUGGUAAUCACAUAAAAAUGGUAAGAACCUGUAAGAGGCAACAACUGUUAAAAUGUAUAAACGGGAAAAGUACAUUUAUUAGAUGACUUCUUGCAUCUUUAUUUUCAGCCAUUCUGUUUUGGGAUUUUCUGUGCUGUAAAAAGUUGUCAUGUGAGAAUAUCCAGUCUCAAUACUGUCCCUUCUAGUUUACACAUGUAAGGCCCAUUUAAAUAACUUAGCACAUUCCAACCAAGCCUAGAGGCAGAAAUAGAGCUAACAUGACCAUGCUUAAAUAUUAAAAAUAGUAGAAAUAUUUAUCUCCCUCAUUGUCUUCAUUUUAUAAAGCACCUGUCUUACAAAAUAACAUGGCAUCACUUAAUAGAUUAUAAACGGUACUAGCCAAAAUUCUAUGAUUGUGUAAUAUGUUAUUCCAUGGUGGAUAUUGCAGUGCAUCUUUCUUUUUUUUCCUAUGACAAUCAUGUUUGGACUAACAAUUGUGAUCAUUCGGAUGCUCCAGUACCCAUGUGAUUGGUAUAAUAGUAGCAUAUACCUGAAUUUGCAUGCAUUCUCCUUGCUUUGUUUAUUGCUGCAAGCUAUUUUUAGAGAAAGGGUGACUCACUAAAGUACUUACCAGGAGUUCAAAGUGAAUUUCAAAAGUGAGGCCAAAGUAGAACAAUUGUCCAAGUAUUAGAAAAUUAUUUUUCAUUCCUAGAAAUUCUCAGUUUAGUGAAUAUGCAUUUUGGAGCAAGUAAAUAUACAACUGAGUUCACCAAUCAGGAAUCAAAUGUAAAGUGAAUACAAAAUUACAUUUUGCUGUUGAUUGAUUAUCAUAAUCUAUAAUAAUAAUAUUAUAAUAUACAUUUUAACACCUUAAAGACCAAAUGUUACACUUUGCUGUGGGAACUAUGACAUAUAGGAAUAUUAUCUUAAAAAUAGAAUUGAGACAGAUUAGAUCACUGGUUCUUAAGGGGUUAAUGAAUGACCAUCCACACAUUUUGGAACUGGCAGGUACACUAUAUCUAUACACUAUCUUACUCAUCUCUAUAUAAUGUUCUCAACUGUCAGCGGCUACAAACCUGUCGUUUAAAAGGUUAAUUCUUUAGAAGGCAUAGUUUACUUGCUAGGAGGUGUAUAUAACAGAUGUAGGGAUUUUUUAAGGUUCUAAUGGAUUGUAGCAAUGUGUGGCAAGUAACUGAAUAAUACAUACAGGUUCUAUGCAAAAUAUUCAUAACUGUGCAAACGUUAACCCUUGCAAAAGGUUAGUGUCCUUCAUGACAUAUGUUAGUAAAGAAAGUUAAAGGGAAGAUGACUCAUUUAGAAGUACUUUAAUUUGCCCAAUCAGUUUGACAAAGUAAGCCAAUGAGUAAACUGGUUUAAUUACAUAUGUUUGUCAUUUGUAAAAGAAACCUUACCACUAAAAUGCAUUGUGAAAUUAUUCUGUCUGAGCUAACGAAACAAAUUAUUACCCCAAAUGUAUGUGAGCUAGGUUCAUAAACCAAAGCCAUAUGGAAAUCAAUACAUGCAAAAUAAUCAUAAUGCCAUAUACAUUGAAAAUGUUUAGUAGCUCCAAUGGAUGGUGGAAAAAAUAACAAUUUGCCCAAAAUGUUGCACUUUUGUUUCAUCUGAGAAAGCAGAUUCAGAAUGGGAUAUUAUACAUAUCUUAAUAUUAUGAAUUGGAAAAUAAAUCACUAGGAUCAAUGUGUACAUGCUGAAUUCAAUUAUCAUUAUAACUCAAAAGGAGACAGCUGCCACUUUGCCAAUAAAAGAGAAGACGUUUUAAUUUGUGAGCAGUGAUAUUUUUUCAUAAUGUUUGGCAGUACACAGUUUGGUUAAAUAUCACAGCAAAAAAAAAAAACUAACAGGGAAAUAUAAACACUGGAUGAACAAAGCGUGUUUUUUUUUUUUUUUUGCUUUGCGUGGUUAAAUGCACUCCAGGCACCCAGAUAACUUCUGACCAUUGGAGUAGUCUGGGCGCCAACUCCCACCACCUUUAACCAACUCCCACCACCUUUAACCCUGCAAGUGUAAUUAUUGCAGUUUUUAUAAACUGAAAUAUUUACCUUGCAGGGUUAAUUCCUCCUAUAGUGGCUGUCUAUCAGACUAUGCAUUAGGACUUCCAGCGUCACCAGAAUCCCCAUAGGAAAGCAUUGAAUGAUGCUUUCCUAUGGGGAGGUCUAAUGCGCACACGGCCAUUGCCGCGCAUGCGCAUUAGGUCUCCCCCGCCUGCUGACGUCAGCAGGGGAGGAGCAUGGGCGGGGCCUGACCCAGUGCCGAGGGACAUCGGCGCUGGAUUCAGGUAAAUCACUGAAGGGGUUUUACCCCCUUUAGCAACUUGGGAUGGGGGGUGGGAGGGAGAGGGGCACUGUAGGGUCCUUCAGUGCCAGGAAAACGGAUAUGUUUUCCUGGCACUGGAGAGUCCCUUUAACUUGUUAUUUUUUUUUAUUGGUGUGAUGGGUUAAACUUUUAACAAUUUGAGAGACUUUGUGGCUAACUAUGGUCUCUUUUUGACAAUUAAAGCACUACACUGGUAUGCUGAAUCAUGCAGUUGCAUUAAACUCUUUCAGUGUAACAAUUCUACAUCUCAGCAUUAACCUUUGAAUAUAAGCUUUAUUUUGAGUAGUGCCCUCAGCACUGUCUAUGUCUGUGUUUCCAACUUGUCUUGUGGCAGCUGCUUGUUUGUUAGUCCUCCUAUUGUUCAGCACUGCAGAGUUUGUUGGUGCUUUAUAAAGAGGUAGUUUCCCUGACUGCAGAAAGUCUGCUCUACAAUAAGCAAGAGAUCUAACAAGCUAUUUUAUCAGCCUCUUUUUCAGCAGCUUUUCCUUUAUCACUUGGGAGUAUUAAAGACAGAGUUUACCAUUGACUUCAGUUUAUAGGUCCCUGAGACUAGCAAUAGGUUAUUUCAUCUACUCAUUGUUAUAGUGAGAGCUAAACCUGCAAAACCUGGUCUGGAUUCUGCUAUGCAGUCGCCAUGUUUGUUGGGCCAAACUUGCUCUGCAAAUAUUUUACCUCAGAGAUUGAAUUAAAUGUUGAAAUAGAAAUUAGUUUGUGUGCAGGUUAAAAGGCGUUUCAUCUGUUGUUAAGAAACUAAAAGGCAUUUUUUGCAGUCUAGGAUGGAUAUUCACUGAGCUCAAGGUUGUAGAAAAAUGAAAUCUACAUGGUAACAUUUACUGGGUUAUAUACUAAAUUGAGAAUUCUUGUUAAUUUUUCACAUCUGAUUUAGUUUACUACAAUUUCAAUUUUAUUGAAUAAGCCCUGUAGAAAAUGUGCUCUGUUUCCUCAUAUGCAUACAAGGGAAGCAUAAACAUUUCAUACUCCUCAGUCCUGCCAUUCCAUGUUUGUUCUCUGGUGUCCCCAAUGUCUCAAAUAAGCAAACUGCGAACAUAGAUUACAUGUGCUUACAUUGCGCAAAUAAAGUGCUGACACUGCUCAAUUUUAGGAGGACCUGCCUAUACCAUGUCAUCAGUGACAUGCAUUGCAUUAUUGGCACACCCCUUAACUAACCUGUUUUGCAAUUACUCUUAUAUUUUAUUACAUCAACGCCUAGAAAUCAUAGAUCUUUUUUAUUUAUUACAUAUAUUAUGUUCUGCUUAUUAUGUAAUGUACUCCACUGAGAACCUUAUUAUCAAGUUAUGCCAAGUAAUUUGAAAAAGGACUUGCUUUCCUGCCUUCCCAAACUGAUGACAGGAUUCCAGUUAAAACUUGAAAAUGACAUCAAUGCAAAAUGGUGAUUUUGUGCAAGUGGACAAUAACUUUUAUGAGUUUUGCUACUGUUAGGGUCUCACAAAACACCACUAAUCCAAACAUGCAUGGGUUAAAGGUUUAAAAAACAAAAUCACAAUUUUUUCUGCACAAGACUGAAAACAAUUAUGUAAAAAUCUUUCUUAACCUCACCACACCUAUCAUAGCUACCACCAAACACCACAAAGGCAAUUUUUAAAUGGGGCACUUUAGGUUAUUCCACCAAAUCAAAUUUAAACACCUACAGUUUAGUCAAAACACAUAUAAAACCAGAAGUUAUGAUAUAAGUCUCUUCUGUAAAAAGAUUCUUAUAUCAGACAAAGGCAGAACAUUUGUUAUUAACACAAAUGGUGACAGUGCAUACAUGUAAAAUAAGUUACAAAAAACGGUAUAUACACCAGAUACAGAUAAAAGAAAAAAAGUGUCAUUUAUCAAAUUAACCUGAUACUCACUGUUUUCAAGAGCUUUUUUUUAAGGAAAAUAUAAACCCAUUUCAAAUCUGAAAGCUCUCGAAGUGUUCUUUAGGUUUUUAGACUAUAUUGGAUAUACUUUUUUGCUAAUCCCAUUGACAAAGCUGGUCCUUGGAGGAGGGGCAAGGGUUGCAGGAAUUCCAGUUUUAUGAGUGGCAGCUAAUGUAUUCGAUAACCUGGCUGAAAAUGUACAAAGCUAUAUCCUUGUACAGAUGCUGCUGAUAUCUUUGUGACCAGGCCAGGUCAUCGUGGUGAAUCCAGAUAAAUAAUUUAAGACAAAACAUGACAUAUAUCUCAUCCAGAAUGCCAAAACAAAAUAUCUUCUAAAAUCACUUCCCAAACUUCAAGUGAAUUAUCCUUUUUGCAUUAAACUUGCAAUAUACAUUAUAAGUAUGGUAACAUUUCACAAGCCCUCUCUGACAAUCUAUUUGACAAGGUCUGGUAGUAAAUAUUACUGUACCUCGGAGAUCAGUCAGAAAAUUUCUCUACCCUGUUUGGUUUAGGAAUAGGAAAAUAAAACAUACCCUAAUUGCUGUACCAUUUCAGAUUUUUCCAGGCACCAACAAGAUUCAACCCAUUGCUUUCUCCUUAUAGGUCUUUAUUAAAAGCGGCCAAAUUAACACUUAGUACACUGUAAUCAAUCAUACCACCUAGAUUUAGUAACCAUUUCAUUCACUACACACAUUAGUUAACCAUAUUUUGACAAUGAAACAAUGAAUACAAAAGUUUCUGAGAUUUUAAAGGGCUAAAUCUCUGUUGAAUCGAUUGAUAUACCUGAGAUUUACCUGUGCUGUCCUAUUUCAUUAAUUAGAUAUCAGAGGUAAAUCCCGAUGGAUCAAUGCUUUCGGACAUAGAUUAAAAAGAAUUUGAUUAGUUCGUAACAGCUGAAAUGCAUUUGUCACAAGUCUACUAGUCAGAUGUGAUCAAAAUUUAAAAAAAAUCUGUGAUCUUAAAUUAAUCUACACUGAAUUUGUAAUUUAUUCCAUUAAAGUGUAGCAUACAUCUCAACAGCCCUUGAUUCAGCAGGACAGUCCCAAGCAAAAUGGGGUUCUGGGUUUGAUCUCUGGUGUCGGACUUCUGGGUCACCAGACAGAAGACCCAAAUAAGUCAAAGGUAUGAGUGUACCUUUAGACAAGUUAGUGCUCUGUGCAAGGACUACCCUGGAUGGGGGGAUGAUAUUGUAUGCAGCAAAUGGGCCUGCCCUUCAUAUUACUAAAAAUCUCUCUUUUUUUUCCCUCCAAAAUUCAUACCUUUUAGUGUUGCCAGGUAUGCUAAAGGGACUUGAUUUUUAAUUCACUAACUAAAAAAAUGUUGUUUAGAAAACAAAUACAAUAUCAAUAUGUGUUUGUGGCAUGCAGUUAUUGGUUUGCAAGGGCUUUAAGCAAUAAUGCUACAUGAAUUUGUUACUCAGAUGUAAUGUCUGUGCAUAUCCAAGAUUUUCCACAUUGACCAUUUUAUAUUGACUUGUAGGGAUCUAAAACACGAUUUUUUAAGGUAAAAUUGAACAUGCAUACAUAUUACAUUUCAUAUUUUAAUAUAGUUUUCUAUAAAAAAAAAUAUAGGCCGGUUAAGACUUUCAUAAUGACAGGUACAGUAAAUGCAAUUUUAUGACAGUAAAAGCAAUAUUCCAAGUAAUUUUUAAGUAUUAUUUCCCUUUAAGCCUCAGAUGUGUUCAUGGAAGCUUCUCUGGGCAAAUUAAAUGGGCUAGUCUAAUCAAAUAGGGAUCAUACAGUGUGCGUUCAUUUCUUGAAGCUGUUAAAUAAUUGUCUGUGGCGUCACAAUCCUAUAAUCUUUUAUUAAAUGCUUUGUUGCUAAUACAACCCUGUAAUAAAAGUUAAGUAUUAUGCAUGCAAUGGAUGAAUACUACAUUAUAUGAAGGUUUAAAUACAAAAGUAAAUAUUUGAUAUCAUGCUAGUUAUAUUGUUGGUGAUUUCUUAUUUUCAGUGUUUACGCAGAUCUGCCAAGAUGUGUAUGCAACUUAAUUAUAUAGUAUAACUUAAUUUUAAGUGUUACUGCUCUUUUAAGACUAAUGAAUAAAAAAACAACAAUCACGUCAGUGAAAGUUUCCACUAAUCAGAGAAACAUUUGCUUUUCUUCUAUGGGGACAAUUUGUCAGCCUGCUAGAGAGGGACUGAAAAUGAUUUUACCUUCCUCCCUUAACAUUUUUCUACCUACCGCCCACUAAUGCAUCUUACUUGAUGGAAAAAUUUCCUUACCGCCCACCAGUUUUCGCGCAAGUGCGUAAUAUUUUUUAGGAAGGAGGGUGUUUUUAAAAAAAAAAAAGUACGUACAUUUAUCUUUUUAUUUUUACUUAAUGCAUGUUAAUAAUGUUUUUAACUUUAUAAAGUUUAAUGAGAAAACAAUAAAGUAAAUUGAAAUUACCUUUACUAGUGAUUAAUGAGAUCCAUGAGGUUAAUGCUGUGAGACUAAAUAUUUGAUAUCUGGCUUGAUUUUCGUAAGGAACAAACGAAGGUCUCCUCUUUCGGUGAUAUUCAGACGACUUCUCUGUUUGCUGAUAAUAUGAUUUCUCAUCUGUGCGUCAGCUCCCCUCCUCUCCCUCCUCAAUUCCCCUCCCCACCUUUUUUUCCCCAUUUUUCUAUUUUUUAACCUUCCUUAUAGCAAUGCCCAGUAGGAAGGCUGAGAUAGGUAGCCCACUUACUAUUACUUACUAUAGCCCACUAUAACAGACAGGCACACACACACACACACACACAUACACACACACAAGACACACAUACAUACAAAGACACAUACAUACAGACAGGCACACAUACAUACAUACAGACAGGCAAACAUACAUACAGACACACACACACACACAUACAUACAGACACACACACACAAGACACACAUACAUACAAACAGACAGGCACACAUACACACAGACACAUACAUACAGACACACACAUAAGACAUACAUAGACACAUACACACACAUACAGACAGACACAAGACACACAUACAUACAAAGAUACAUACACAUACAACACAUACAUACAAAGACAAGACACAUAUACAUAUACACAUAUAUACAGACACACACACAAGACAUACAUACAAAGACACAUACAUACAAAGACACAUACACACAAACAAACACACACACACACAAUAUUUUAGUCACCCUCCUGUUUCCUACCUUUUAGGUGCAGGAGGGUAACUUUCCCUGGGGUUCAGUGGUGGCUCAGGUGGAUGGGAGUCAGAAUUCCAACUCUGACUCCCUCUGCUUCCUCCCGCUCGGUCUGUGUGUUAGCUGGGAGGAGUGACGUGCAGUCACUUCCUCCCAGCUCUGUGAUAUAAUCACAGGGGGCCCGGUCGCGCUGUUAAAGCGCCCAGCGCUGACCAGGCCCCCUUACAAUCCAUAACCAGCGGGUGGCCCUGACAGCAUGGGCCACCCGAUGAACUCUGGGGCCGCAAAUGGUGAUGGCGGGUACCAGGUCGCAGGUACCGCCAGCUCGCACCCGCCCGCCCAAUCUCUCAAAAUGAGGAAAUCCCUACUGUCCACCUGGAAUCCUGAAACACCCACUAGUGGGUGGUAGGGACCAGGUUGACGACCCAUGCUGUAUACAAACAUCUAUAGCUCGAGAUAGAUUGGAUGCUUUCUAGCAGUUGACGAGGGUAGCAUGUGCUUUGGGUAUGCUGUAUGGCUUUCUUGCAAUAAGAGGUCUGCAAUUUACAAAGGUCUGUUCUUACUGUAUGUAGGCAUUGUUCUAUAUAUAUAUAAAUAAAGAUAAUUUUAAUGUCUGAAAUGCAACAUACUGUAAAUGAUUAAAAUCAUUAAUUUUUUGUUUUACCCACUUUUCUGUUAAGAAUCAAAAAAUACAUGAAAUAUAAUAAUUACAUCCCAAUGUGUUAGAUGUCUAAAGCAAGCUAUGAACAACAUUUUUUCAAAUAAAUUUUUUUCUAAACAAAAAUAGCUCAGCAGUGAAAAAAUAUAUAGGCAAUUUAACAGUCUUCACAGCAGCAGAAUUAUGUGUUCAGACACUUAACAGUAUUGUACUUCAAGCAAUGACAAAUAUUCAAUAGCAUUAGUCAGCAGAAAAUUCCCGUAACUAACAUGCACAAUCCCAGCAGAUUUAUAAGACUGCUAUAGAUUGUCAUGAUAAGCUGCAUACCUAAUAUUUAUUUUAAUAUUUUAACCUCUUAAGGACACAUGACAUGUGUGACAUGUCAUGAUUCCCUUUUAUUCCAGAAGUUUGGUUCUUAAGGGGUUAAAUGAUGUAAAACUGUGGUGCCCAACCUUUUUUUGAGCCAAGAUCUACUUUCAAAGUUGCCAGCCCGUGGAGAUCUACCAGUUCACACAGGAAUCAGUGUCCAUUGCCUAUCAGUGCAUUUAACAUGCACACAAUAAACAUACACCCCAUUCAGAUAUCAUAAACAGUAGUUUGUAAAUUGCAAAGCUGUGGGAAUAAAUGUAUCUCCCUACCUUAUGGCAUUGGGAGGAGGCAAAUGAUGCAAAUGAUAUAUUUGCAUCAUUUGCCUUAUGGGACUUAUGGCAUUGGGAGGAGGCAGCUAGUUUCUUGUAGUCAGGGCAGUAGGAGCUGGUUGCAAGCCUUAGGCAGGCCACCAGGUGAAUGUCUGUCAUUGUGGAUCUGUACUUUGAGAAAGCAGUCUCACACAAAUAAGUUGAUCCAAAAAGUGCAGCCAAGUCCAAGGUACAUCUUCUGAGGUUGGGAUAUUUUUGUUCCAGCAGCAGGUCCAGAAGUCUCCUUUCUUGCCGGGUGUUGCCCUGGAUUUGAUCUCAAUAUCAUUUUGCAGUGUGAGAAUCUCACUCUCAACAACAGAGCUAUCCAGUUCAAACAGUGCUACUACUUUGGAAGCCAUGUAAUCCACAAUGAUGACCUCCCCAAACGGAAAACACAGAUAGCUGGCAACAGGCUCAAUGGAUGUAAAGUCAGUAAAACGCUUCUCAGUUUCUGACAAGAUGCUUUGAACUUGCUCCUCAUAACGUGCACUGUCAAGCUGUGCAGAAUCUUUGCCAUGACGCUGGAUUUCUGUAUGCAUGUGAGGAAAGUUUUGCAGGUCACAGCAUUGCAGAAUACUUGAAAGCAGUUGCAGCUUGCUUUUAAAUGUAUUCACUGAACUAAUCAUGUUGAUCACAUGUUUAUCUUGACCCUGGAGCUCUAAAUUCUAAUCAUUGAGCAUGUGCAAAACCUGCUGAAACAGGGCAGAUUCUAAACUAGUCCCAUUUUUUGGCAUGCCUAGAUGCUCUCAAGAAAGCUUCAACAAACAGCUACCUAUGAGGAUGGAGGGGCUUGAUAAAACCUAUUAUAAAAUUAAAUCCACACAAAAUGUUUUCUGGCAGCUUGGGCACCAUUGGACUCCCCUAAUCUAUAUUGUUUUUAAUUCUUAGGCCCUCAAUUUUAUUCUGCUUGUAUGUAUGAUUUUAGAUAUUUUCCUAGACUGACAUUAUGAUCUGUGUACUACACUUCAAAUAAAAUAUUCCUGGUAGGCUGCACUUAGAGCUUGUGUAAUUCUACAAGAUUAAAAAAAAAAAAGUGUCAUCUUAUCAUUUAUCCAAAAUUGAUGCAUUCUAUUUAAUUUGUUCUGCAGCGUGAAAGCCACUAAAUAACUCAGAAGCUCUCUAGACAUAGAUCAUAAAUUUUUCUGCAUUUCAUUUUGUUUUAAUAAUUAGAAUUCAUUUUUAGGCAGAAAAAUAUAUUCUAAAAGCUUUUUGGGGUGUAUGACUAAGAAGAUUGAAUGCCAAUAUAGCUUUUUAGAAAAUUGUUGCCAGACAAGAAAUUACAGCAUAACAAAGAAUGGAGGAUGCAUCAGCUUUGAAUAUAUGUCAUAGCUAACAUAGGCCUUGGUUUAAUAUUUUUUUGAUAAUCUUAAUAAACUUUUAAAAUGGUAUUAUAUUUUGAAAAAUAUUUUCAUAUUUUUUAUCUUUUUUUAUAUAGAUAUUUUGUUAUAUAUGAUACAUUUUUUAUAUUAUAAUAUUUUGAUUUUUUUUCUGUAAGUUUAUCCAAAAAUAUUUCAUCUUUAGAAUAGAUUAUCCAAAAAUAUUAAAUGGAGGCAUAGCAUGAAAGGUCAAUCAUAAUUUAAAUACCACCAUUUUUGGUCACAAUUCUGAUCUAGUGUACAUAAAGUAAAUUGUGAAUAUAAAACCUCAUGUUAGAUAUUUAAAUAUUUUAAAUUCCUUCUGAGUCUAUUUAGUCAAAUGUUAACCAAUAAGUUCUAAAUAACAGAGCAUAGGGCUUGUAGUAGUUGAUGCUCUGAAAACUUCAGACUCAAAUCUACUGGUAUUCGCAAGAUCUUGGCAUUGUUAGUAGAUGGUAAUUUUCUAACAAGGUCUGCUUGGAAGUAUAGUAAACUAAAUACAUCACAGUAGUUCAUAUGAUAUGUUUAUUUGUAAACAUAUGAGAUGUGAGUUGCAUUUACUAAACUGUGGACUGCUAGAUUUUAGAAGGUGAUGAUUAAACUGUGGAUGUUGAGAUUUUAGAAAGGGAUAGCUAAAUUGUGGAUCUCUUGAUGAUUGCAGUUACAAUUCCCAUAAAUAAGUGUUAGCGAAAAGCAAGUGACUUGGUAAAAGAUCUCGCAGAGCACUCUGCUGAACAGUUGGAGAUUCCAUAUUACACUACUCCUGGCAUAAGGGAUUAAAAGAGAUUCCAUUUAGUAAUCCAAGGUAUUCCUUAAAAAUAGCUACUAUAGACAAAAAAAGCAACAUAACUGAUUAUGUGUUAAGUAAGACCAAUUUUAUCCCCACAUGGAAAGCUACAUUAGGUCUUUAACAUGUGGUAUGAUUUAAACGUUUACUGGUAUUCCUCAUUAUGUAAUAAUAACUACUGAGUGCUGAGAUUUUACGUGUGCUACUUGACAUGCUUGGAGAAACUUUUCUACUGACAAAAGAGAGUACAUUAGGUGGCAAAAGUAAACACAACAUAUAUUAUGUAAAAAUAGCAUUGAAAAAAAAGAAUCAAGUGAAAAUAGUUAUGUUUAUUUGUUGUGAAAACCUCAACUCAACCCACUAGGCAGUCUUAUCAGUGAUAGCACAGAGGAGAUUUCUAUGUUGUUAAUGUAUCAGUCAAGAACUGGCAGACAAAUGUGUAUAUAUUUAGAUUCAGGAUUGAACCAGGUCCCACAGUGCCCCCAACGUCCUGCUCCUGACUAGCUCCUAUAUUUUGCAUAGAUCCUAGUUUAUCGAAUUAGAAAAUGCAAUUCAUGGUUAUUAAUGAAGAACAUAUAUUACAAAUCUGCUGUAAUUAAAAGAACUAGGAGACCUUCAUAUACUCCACACAUGCAGUUUUCAUGUUUAUAUUUAAUAAUGCAACCUAUUAACAGUUAGUUAAUUAUAAAAAUAUUUUACUAUGUUUCUGUGUUUGUUCAUAUUUUUAAUCUAUAUUGUGAUCAAUAAGUCCCAACAUCUAGUGUACAGUGUGACCCAUAAGUAGGACAUUUAAAAUACAGGAUUACAUAUAGCUUUCUAAAUAAGUUAAAGCUUACUAAUGGUUCAAAUAAAGUUUAAAAUACAAUGCACUGUCAUGUUUUGCCUGCUUUCUUCCUUUUUAUAGUUGGUGAAUUGAUAGUUUCUCCACAGAGCCGUACAUGGGAGGCUUUUCACAGAUAGCAUGUAGUUUGAAGUGAUAUAUGAAUUAGACCAUUGAUGACUAUGUUUGGCACAUAUUCUUCUAAACCACAUUUCCUAAGAGGCUCGGUCAUCCUUAGGGCUUGGCUGAAAGGGAUGCUCUAAGCAUAUUAACUGCUACAGUUGGUUGUGGUUGGUUACAAGUGCCAAUUGUUUUUGAGUAGGUAGACACAAACGAAGGUUCCCUCUCAGUGAACGCAUGGUCCAGCCCUUUGCCUACCAGACUGCUAUUGUGAAAUUUCCACUUCCACAUUAGCAAUAUCAAGUUCUUCCAAAUUUGGAUAACAAUGAUUGGCUGAAAGCGCAAACUGGAAUACUAAGCCAAUCAAUAUUGGCAAAUUAAUAUUGUCAAUGUGGAUGUGGAAAUUCCGAUUGAGCAAUCCAUGAAAUGAGGAGUUGGAUCACAGGGCCAGUGAAACCCUAGACAAGGGAAAUGGCAACCCAGCCUACAGGCAUCUGCAGCACUAAAAAAUAUCAGAAUAGGUGCUCAGGUACUUCAUAAUACAUGCAAGUGUAGAAAAGUGCAUAUGCAGCUCAAGAUGGUCAAUGGUCUUCACAAUCAACCAAUAAAAAAAAGUAAAAUACACACAGUGCAUAGGUAAUGCCUAAUAAUAAACCCACACAAUAAACAGUGGAGAUACAAUGCUCUCCUUCCAUAUGCUUGAGACACUGAAAAACAAUAUUUAUAUAUUACAAUAAGAAAGAAGAAAGCAAGAGUGAUUGUUAAUAACUGGAAUGGGAGUUCAGGAUUGACAGAUUAGUGGUUGAUUUUUUUAGUUUUUAUACACAUGAACCUCUGCAGUUCAAUACAGUCGUCACUAAAUAGGAAGAAGUGAGUAUUGCUUUCAAAUCAAUUAAAUAUAUCAUUUGCAAGUACAGCGUUUACAAGCGCCUCGGUUAACAUAAUUUACGGUUUACAAAUGAAAACCCAUUGAAAAUAAUGCCUCGGUUUGCAAAUUUGUUUCGCAAUACAAAGCAAAUUUCCCCUGGAUGCAUGGCACCUGGGAGGUUUAUAGUACCGCCCCAUGCAUGCUGGAGCCUGUGGGUAGCACGUUGCAUAGAGUGUGAAGGUGUUGGAGCGGCUUUUGUAUCGAGUUUUGGAGCCAUUCUGGGAAUUGUUUGCAGUUGUUUUGGGACUUUUUGGUGCAUUUCUCAAGCUGUGGAAAGGUAGGGAGCUGAGCUUCGUCAUUUGUAUACCUUUUAUUGUGUGUUCUGUAUUGUGGGUUGGUUUCCAUGCCAGCUCAUUUUGACUUUUUUUCUGACCUCCAGAACUGAUUUAUUGGUUUUCAAUGCAUUCCUAUGGGACACCGCAUUUCGGUUUACACAUUUUUCGCAAUAAGAAAUGUCCCGGAGAACGCAUUAAAUUCGUAAACCGAGGUUUCACGAGGUAAAUACUAUUUAUUUAAAAAAUAUUUUACCAGGAAAGAUACUUCAAGUAUGUCAUUUUCAAUAUGCAUUGCUUUAGGAGCUGUAAUCAAUUAAGUCAAACAGUUGUGAUUCUCGAAAUAGCAUUACUCAUGUGACAGGUCAUGUGACAGAAGAAAUCUGCAAUAUUAGGAGGAAUGUAUAAUUUAAUAAAUUGGUCCUAUUAAAUGAUUUGCUGUAUUCUUUCUAUAGACUAUGUUUUUCUGUUAUUAUUUUUGGUUGCUAAUCUAACAUAGAGCUGUAAUAUUUCAUAUUCAAAACAGCACAUUGCAGAUAUCAGCAGAAAUAUACAGAGAAUGAAAUAUACAUAGAUUAAACUCUGUACACAAAUUCUCUAUUGUGCAUUUGAAAUGCCUUUGCUUAGUUACUUAGCUGUUCAGUAAAUCACUUACUCAUCAAACAUACAGUGCAUAUAAAUUACUCUCUUUGUGGUAUAAUUUCUUUAACAUUCCUUAUCCAUUGUGUAUUUUGGCUUUGGCUAUUAGCUGACAUUUGUUUUGUAACAGAGAUUAGAUUGGCUCAUAUUUUUAUUUAUUUUACAUUGAUUGCCAUUUCCAUGUCUGUGUACAGCAAGUGGUGGUUCAUUUUAACCCAUUUAAAAUCAAUAGCUUGUAAGAAUUGUUACAAUAAUAUGAGUUUGCCUAACCCAACCAUCUAGAAGUUAAAUUAUUUUUUGUACUAAAAUGUGUACAAAUGUUUCCCAAAUCCUGAAAACAUACCUGUCAUUAGUUGCAUAAGCAUUUCCAGCUCAAAAGAUGCACAGCAUUUUUGCUCAUCACAUAUUUCCUUGUUAACACUGUGCAUUGUUUAGUCAAAUGCUUCUCGCAGAGAAGCAUCAAAGACAAAUUUAUAGUCCAAUGCUUAUCAUAGAGAUGGGUGGUUUUAUUGAGAUUUAGAGAUUCAUAAAAAUAAAAAAUAAAUCAUGGCUCAAUGCAUAUCAAUGGAGAGUACACAUCAUCACCAUGUAGAGCAUGGAGAUGCCAAACAUGACAAUCAGUCUCAGUGACAGCCACGAGUGGUGGUCAUAGGAGGCAGUGUAAACAGUGCUUUUUUUAUUUUAUUUUUCAAAAAGGCAGUGUUGUCUUUGUGGAGACUGCAGGGAAAGUCUCUUUGCACCAGAACCACUACAUUUAGCUGUAGCAGUUAUGGUGCUUAAAGUGGCCCAAUAAAUAUGUAUAGCAUAUUGGGAUACAACUUCUUUAUGUUUUUGUUCAUACAUUUGAGCUGUAGCCACUGAUGCUGCGCAAGAGUAGUGGGAAUUGACUGCAGGGCCUAUUUCUGUGUGUUGUAAGUAUUAGAUCAGGUGCUGUUUUCAUUUUGGUUUUUUUUCUGAGCCAAAUGCUGAUUUGCUACUGCGGACUACAAUUAUGAAUAUGCUCUGCCUACCAAUGGAUGAGGUUGAUUGGAGUUUAUUACACAUAAGCACUUUAGCAAGCGAUAGUCUUACUGUCCUGAUACAUGAUGCAUAUUUUAACUCUUACCAGUCUCAAACAGGAUUUCACUAAGAAUGAUAGGAGUUGUAGUCCAGUAGGGGCAGACAACUACUUGCUCAGUUUCGUACUUAAAAAAAAGGGGUAUAAAUUCCAACAAAGUAGCUUGUGGGGUUUUCUAUUUUACUCUGACCUCUGCAUGUUUUGUGUUUUUGCUAUAUAUAUUUUUUUUUUAUCAGAAAGUUAGAAAAUCUAAUUACCUGGCAGCAGGUACUUUAACACUGUCAGUGUUAUUUGCUAAAGUGAAAAUUCAAUGUGAAUUUUUUUAACUUAAAUAUCAAAUUCACUUUGAAUUCUCAUUUUAGUGAAUGAUCCUACCCAAUCAUGAGCAGUCUGUUCAAGACGUCUGCUGACACCAAAUACAAAAAUUACAUCAAAAUGAUGUUGCCAGCCAGGAAGAGAAUUUUCCUGCUGACUGAUUGUCAGCCCAAGGAGGCUGCCCUAAACAAAGAAAAAUACAUUUGUCUCUAAAAUGAAACUUUUUUUAAAACAUAAGACUGCAGGGGAAGAGCUUUGCUCCAAAACCACUUCAGUAAGAUAAAGAGGUCAUGAUGCAUAGAGUGACCCUUUAAUAACAUUUAGUAAAUAUGCUUUUGGGCUUCUAUAGAAAAGGUACAAUUAUACAGAUACAAAAUACAAGACUCAGUGAAUGUAAACUCGAAAACACCUGUGGGGGAUUCCCUCACCCACACCUUACAAUUAUACCAAAAAUGGUUGUUGUUUUUCUAUAGAAAAGGUGACCGUUAAAUUGCAUGACUAUAUCAACUUAUUUUAAGAUUUUUUCAUCUCCAAGGUAAUUUAUCAAAUAUAUGUAUAUUGCUGUGGAUAAUGUUCCUAACACAUUGCUCACAUACAGGGAGUGCAGAAUUAUUAGGCAAAUGAGUAUUUUGACCACAUCAUCCUCUUUAUGCAUGUUGUCUUACUCCAAGCUGUAUAGGCUCGAAAACCUACUACCAAUUAAGCAUAUUAGGUGAUGUGCAUCUCUGUAAUGAGAAGGGGUGUGGUCUAAUGACAUCAACACCCUAUAUCAGGUGUGCAUAAUUAUUAGGCAACUUCCUUUCCUUUGGCAAAAUGGGUCAAAAGAAGGACUUGACAGGCUCAGAAAAGUCAAAAAUAGUGAGAUAUCUUGCAGAGGGAUGCAGCACUCUUAAAAUUGCAAAGCUUCUGAAGCGUGAUCAUCGAACAAUCAAGCGUUUCAUUCAAAAUAGUCAACAGGGUCGCAAGAAGCGUGUGGAAAAACCAAGGCGCAAAAUAACUGCCCAUGAACUGAGAAAAGUCAAGCGUGCAGCUGCCACGAUGCCACUUGCCACCAGUUUGGCCAUAUUUCAGAGCUGCAACAUCACUGGAGUGCCCAAAAGCACAAGGUGUGCAAUACUCAGAGACAUGGCCAAGGUAAGAAAGGCUGAAAGACGACCACCACUGAACAAGACACACAAGCUGAAACGUCAAGACUGGGCCAAGAAAUAUCUCAAGACUGAUUUUUCUAAGGUUUUAUGGACUGAUGAAAUGAGAGUGAGUCUUGAUGGGCCAGAUGGAUGGGCCCGUGGCUGGAUUGGUAAAGGGCAGAGAGCUCCAGUCCGACUCAGACGCCAGCAAGGUGGAGGUGGAGUACUGGUUUGGGCUGGUAUCAUCAAAGAUGAGCUUGUGGGGCCUUUUCGGGUUGAGGAUGGAGUCAAGCUCAACUCCCAGUCCUACUGCCAGUUCCUGGAAGACACCUUCUUCAAGCAGUGGUACAGGAAGAAGUCUGCAUCCUUCAAGAAAAACAUGAUUUUCAUGCAGGACAAUGCUCCAUCACACGCGUCCAAGUACUCCACAGCGUGGCUGGCAAGAAAGGGUAUAAAAGAAGAAAAUCUAAUGACAUGGCCUCCUUGUUCACCUGAUCUGAACCCCAUUGAGAACCUGUGGUCCAUCAUCAAAUGUGAGAUUUACAAGGAGGGAAAACAGUACACCUCUCUGAACAGUGUCUGGGAGGCUGUGGUUGCUGCUGCACGCAAUGUUGAUGGUGAACAGAUCAAAACACUGACAGAAUCCAUGGAUGGCAGGCUUUUGAGUGUCCUUGCAAAGAAAGGUGGCUAUAUUGGUCACUGAUUUGUUUUUGUUUUGUUUUUGAAUGUCAGAAAUGUAUAUUUGUGAAUGUUGAGAUGUUAUAUUGGUUUCACUGGUAAUAAUAAAUAAUUGAAAUGGGUAUAUAUUUGUUUUUUGUUAAGUUGCCUAAUAAUUAUGCACAGUAAUAGUCACCUGCACACACAGAUAUCCCCCUAACAUAGCUAUAACUAAAAACAAACUAAAAACUACUUCCAAAAAUAUUCAGCUUUGAUAUUAAUGAGUUUUUUGGGUUCAUUGAGAACAUGGUUGUUGUUCAAUAAUAAAAUUAAUCCUCAAAAAUACAACUUGCCUAAUAAUUCUGCACUCCCUGUAGAAGCUUUAUAUAUGUCUUUAUUUUAUUCAAUAGUAGUAAAAUUUCCUAGAGAGUAGGAUGCUGGCAAGUGCUGCAUAUAAUAUUAUUCUCAGGCUUAGGUUACCCUUUGUAUCAUAUGUACCCAUUUUGCACUAUUUUUUGUGUUCCCUUUAUUCUUUUCUAUGCAUUUAACAAAUCAAGAGCUCUUGCCUGAAGAAUUCAUGCCAAUGAUCCUUAAUCCAGUGCAUAUCUGUGAAUAUGUGUUUCUUUUUCUUCAAUGUUUUCCUCACCACUCAAUCUAUGUACACUUGCUAUAGCAAAUAAUAUUGAUAAUACAUUAUUUAAACUAGACACUAACAGUACAGUAACUACUCUUGGAUUACAUGGUACAAGGUUCUUCAUCCCUUACUAAAUUAUUUUAUGUCCUGUGGCCCUACAGUCCGUCAUUUGAACAGCAGUAUUUUAGAUUCCCCUGAUGUGCAGUUUGGGCUGCAUCUCUUCAGGUGGAGGUAGAAUCUGGUAAUUUCUCUAGUAUAAGUCUUGUAUUUGUUUUCUUUAUCUUCAACGGAGAUUCUGAACAUUUUUAGAAGCUAAAGUAAGGCCCUUUCUUUAAAACUGUUAUCUCAUCCUGGGAUUUGUUUUCUAUAUUCGAUGAGUAUAUUAUAUACAGGUGAUACUUUAAAAGUUAGAAUAUCGUGCAAAAGUUCAUUUACUUCAGUAAUGCAACGUAAAAGGGGAAACUAAUAUAUGAGAUAGACGCAUUACAUGCAUAGCAAGAUAGUUGAAACCGUGAUUUGUCAUAAGUACGAUGAUUAUGGCUUACAGCUCAUGAAAACCCCAAAUCCACAAUCUCAGUAAAUUAGAAUAUUACAUGCAAUCAAUAAAACAAGCAGUGUACAUAGAACAAUAUCGGACCUCUGAAAAGUAUAAGCAUGCAUAUAGACUCAGUACUUGGUUUGGGUCCCUUUUGCAGCAAUUACUGCCUCAAUGCGGCUUGGCAUGGAAGCUAUCAGCCUGUGGCACUGCUGAGGUGUUAUGGAAGACCAGGAUGCUUCAAUAGCGGCCUUCAGCUCUUCUGCAUUGUUCGGUCUCAUAUCUCUCAUCUUUCUCUUGGCAAUGCCUCAUAGAUUCUCUAUGGGAUUCAGGUCAGGCGAGUUUGCUGGCCAAUCAAGCACAGUAAUCCCACGGUCAUUGAACCAGGCUUUGGUGCUUUUGGCAUGCUAGAAAAUUAAGUCAGCAUCCCCAUAAAGCUCAUCUGCGGAAUCAAGCAUGAAGUGCUCCAAAAUCUCCUGGUAGAUGGCUGCGUUGACCCUGGACUUAAUGAAGCACAAUGGACCAACACCAGCAGAUGACAUGGCUCCCCAAAUCAACACAGACACAGAAACUUCACACUGGACUUCAAGCAUCUUGCAGUGUGUUCCUCCAGACUCUGGGUCCUUGGUUUCCAAAUGAGAUGCAAAAGUUGCUCUCAUCAGAAAAGAGGACUUUGGACCACCAGGUCUGUUUUUCUUUAGCCCAGGUAAGACGCCUCUGACGUUGUUUGUUGUUCAGGAAACGGCUUGACAAGAGGAAUACGACAUCUGAAGCCCAUGUCCAGGAUCCGUCUGUGUGUGGUGGUUCUUGAUGCACUGACUUCAGCCUCAGUCCACUCCUUGUGAAAGUCCCCAACACCUUUGAAUGGCCUUUUCCUGACAAUCCUCUCCAGGCUGCGGUCAUCCCUGCUGCUUGUGCACCUUUUUCUUCCACACUUUUCCCCUCCACAUAACUUUCUAUUAAUGUGCUUUGAUACAGCACUUUGGAAACAUCCAACUUUGUUUGCAAUUACCUUUUGAGGUUUUCCCUCCUUAUGGAGGGUGUCAAUGAUGGUUUUCUGCACAACUGUCAGGCCAGCAGUCUUCCCCAUGAUUAUGAUUCCUACUGAACCAGACUGAGAGACCAUUUAAAGACUCAGAAACCCUUUGCAGGUGUUAUGGCUUACUUAGCUGAUUAGAGUGGGACACUGUGAGCCUAGAAUAUUGCACCUUUUCACAAUAUUCUAAUUUACUGAGAUUGUGGAUUUGGGAUUUUCAUGAGCCAUAAUCAGUGCACUAAUGACAAAUCACGGCUUGAACUAUCUUGCUUUGCAUGUAAUGCAUCUAUUUCAUAUAUUAGUUUCCCCUUUUACGUUGCAUUACUGAAAUAAAUGAACUUUUGCACAAUAUUCAAAUGUUUCAAGUAUCACCUGUAGGGAGCUUUCUGUAAUAUCUUUGAAAGCUUGAUGAUAACCAUUUGUAAACAAGAGACAUUUUAGACUAUUGUUCACCGUCAGUCAUGGUUACAAUUAAUUUAAGAAUAUGUAUUAUCAAUUAAGUGGUUAAUGACAUGUAUGGUUAUAGCUUUGAAUAUAUAGAAUAUUCUUAAAGAGACAUUCCAAGUACCAUAAUCACACAGCCUAUUGCACUGGAAGUAGUUGGUGAAUUAAGUUCUUCUUAGGUUUUUGGCAACCUGUUUCCAAACAGAAUAGCAAGCAUUGCAUGAUUUCACAGCUCCCUAUAUGCAGCCUUGUAAAGGGAGAAAUCAUAGCGACAACAUUAAUUUAUGUAUCCAAAAUAUUUUAAAGAUAUGAACAGUUAUUCCAUGCCCAUGCUGAGUAUCCUCCUGUACCAGCUCCUGUUCUGCCCAGUACCCUUCCAGUACCAAGUUUACCUCUCACAAUUCCUUUGCGCUGCAUGCAAUACAAAAAUGAUGGACACAUAAUGAGGUGAACUUGACAGCUUCAACAGAAAGGCUAGGCAUAGGCUAUUGUAGAAUCCUUCGUCUUUUGACAAACUACUUGAAAAUGGUUUAAUAAUAUAUAUAUAUAGUAGAGACUGUAGCUGUAUUAGUCCAGUGAUGUAGAUGUAAAAAACAGAUAACAUUCAGAUCUUGUAAUACAUUUUUUAUUGGACUAACAGAAUUUUUUAAUGACAAGCUUUCGGGAGAACCUCCCUUUCUCAAGUCUGAAGCAUUUCUGAGCAAGAUGACACAUAGAAUUCAAACUUGAGUUAUGAUAGGGGUUAAAGGACCACUAUAGGCACCCAGACCACUUCAGCUCAUUGAAGUGGUCUGGGUGCCAGGUCCAUCUAGGGUUAACCCUGCCUGCUGUAAACAUAGCAGUUUCAGAGAAACUGCUAUGUUUACAUAUGGGUUAAUCCAACCUCUAGUGGCUGUCUCAUUGACAGCCCCUAGAGGCGCUUCCGCGCUUCUCACUGUGAUUUCCACAGUGAGAAGAUGCCAGCAUCCAUAGGAAAGCAUUGAGAAAUGCUUUCCUAUGGACCGACUCAAUGCGCGCGCAGCUCUUGCCGCGCAUGCGCAUUCAGCAGAUAAUGUCGGAAGGAGGAGGAGAGUCCCCAGCGGCGAGGGAGCCCCGCGCUGAAGAAAGGUAAGAUUUUAACCCCUUCCUCCCCCUUCAGCCCGGCGUGAGUGGGACCCUGAGGGUGGGACCUAUUAACACUAUAGUACCAGGAAAAUGAGUUAGUUUUCCUGGCACUAUAGUGGUCCUUUAAAGCAACAUGAGUACAGAUAAGACACAGGUUUGAUAGACAAUUGACAACAUUCUUGCUAUAUAUAAACUCCUAGCACUAUAACCACUGCAAUAAGCUUUAGUACUUGAUCAUCCCCCUGAUAAAACAAAUAUAUAUAUAUAUAUAUAUAUAUAUGUAUAUAACACAGUAUUUUAUUACUGGCCUAUGCAUUUUUGAUUAGUAACAAUUUGGUUAUGUUUGUCACUUUUCUAUGGUAAAUCAAUUUGUAAUUGUGAUCAUAUUUUAUUUGUUUGUCUAUAUUUUGUCCAUUUGAAUCUAUUAUUAACCUCUAUGAUUGUGCUUUGCUAAAAUGUUGUGAAUCCUGUCCGACAAUAGAAAAAUAGCAUGCCAUUUGCAAAGUAACAUGUGGUAUGCGUCAUCUAACAAUGUCAGUAUUUUUCUAGUUAAACUAAAAGAUACUUACCAUAGUUAUGAGUUUAAUAAAUACAUUGAAACCGUACAUCUAGUAAAUGUACAUUUUAUACUUCCUACAAAGUACAAUUCCCAUGCUGUAAUAUUUCAAAUAGAUGUGAGUUUCUGCUAUUACCGUGCACCUUCAAUGUUUCAGCUGCACAGUAUUAAAAUCACUGUGUAAGAUAGAAACCCUUACAAUCCAUUUCUAGAGGACAAGCCACAAUACUGUACUGCAAUCUGACUGGGUCCAGGCAAUCAGUCCAUGCUAUUUCCCGUUGUAGCAAUAGCCAUGUGGUGGUUUUCUCAAGUCAUGUAAAUGAUACAAAAUAUCAGAAAGUGGUUCUAGUGCUGAACUUGAAAUUCAUGAAAAAUAAAUGAAAACUUGCAACCCAGUCUUUGCUUUGUUUGUCUUUACUUCUCUUAUGUUCCCUGUCAUGUAUAAGAUUUAACUUUGUUUAAUCAGAGGUUUAAACAUGUCCGCCAUUAGGAAGGGUUGACUAGAGUAUCGGCUAUGCACCCCACACCUUCAGGUUCUCUGUACACCAGAGGUUUGUUUUGCAUUGAAUCCCAUUUUUCAGUGGCUGCAGUUGAAGGGUUAUGCCUCUCUUCAGUGCACACACCUCUCUUGCACUGCUGCCGUGAGAGCACUAGAAUGAAACCAACGUGCCAUUACAAUGGCUUUCAGCAGAGUGACUCAGAUAUGUUCAGUGAGGAAAAGCAUGAUAUCCAAACUGAUGUACAGAGACCAUCACGUAAAACAAAACCGUACAUACAGGAAUGACCAAUAACUGUUAUUUAAGUAUUUCUUAACCUUCUGUAAGUUUAAUUUUAAAAUGAAAGAGAAGCAAUCACAAAAGCUCAAGUUCAUAUAUAUAGAAUUCAAACUUGAGUUAUGAUACAAGGGUUAAAGGACCACUAUAGGCACCCAGACCACUUCAGCUCAUUGAAGUGGUCUGGGUGCCAGGUCCAUCUAGGGUUAACCCUGCCUGCUGUAAACAUAGCAGUUUCAGAGAAACUGCUAUGUUUACAUAUGGGUUAAUCCAACCUCUAGUGGCUGUCUCAUUGACAGCCCCUAGAGGGGCUUCCGCGCGUCUCACUGCACUGAGAAGCGCUGCAGAAUGUGUUGGCGCUUUAUAAAUAAUAAUAAUAUACAGUCACUGAAAAGAUCGAUUAAAUCUAACUCUAUAGCGCGACUUUAAAAAAGAUUGGCAAUAUCUGACUCAAUGUUACAUUAAUUCACCUAGAUUUAGUACAAAUAACCCACUCUUAUCGCUUGCUACUGUGAGUUAGAUAUCUGAUCUCCCUACGAAAAAAUAUCCAAGUGGGAUUAUCUUCAAAGUGAAGUGUCGGCAAUAAAUCUGAACUGUCAAAUAAAGUAACCUAUAGAGGGAUUUUUAAAAUGAUUUUUUAUUAUGCUAGAAACAAAGGCAUGACACUUCCACUAUGAAGCAGAUCAGAAAACUGAACAGAAAGCACAUCUCAUUUCCACUUUAGAACAAAAGAAAGUUUGAUUUGUACACAGACACAAUUAUUACAACUCUGUUCUCUUAUUUAUUUCUUUAGCAGUUUUAAAGAAUUCAUGGUUCCCUGGCAAGAAGUUCAACAUACAGAAUUUCUGAUUUGAUGAGAGAGAGGCUGGUGUGAUGAAACAGAAAAUCAAGAUCCAAGAUCCAUUUACUGUGAUGAUUGUCAUUUUAAAGUUGAGGAGAAGAAGAUAUGGCAUGUAUCUAAAUUUGGUAUAACCAACAAUUAACUAGGUUGCUGGCCUUGCAGUAGUCUGAUAAACCAGUACUCUGCAAAAAGAACUUGAACAUUUGCGGUUUUAAUAAAUUUACAUGUAAGACCACAUUCUGAUAUUCUGUUUUUGUAAGGUCUGUUACAUAGAACAGGCUAAUAACCUGAAAUUCAACUUUGUUUUUUUUUGUUUUUUUUAAUCUAUGGUCCCAAUUAUGUUUGGCAAGCCCUUUAUGCUAGUUGAGCAUCAUGGGAAAUGUUUUUCACAUACAAUUGGGCUGUCAAGCUUAGGUCUCAUUGACCUGGAACUUUCUGUAUUAAUGUAUUUCCCUUAUUGCUGCUUACCUGCAAAUACAACUUAACUAAUACAUUAGGCAUACAUUUUGUCAACAUGACUAUGCUGAAUAAACCAACUAUGGAAUAUAGAAAGUGUUUUAUUUGUAAUGUUUGUGAAACUCAACAUCAUAUUUAAUAAACUUACAAUAAUAUUAAAA